CUCAGCACUCUGACGCCGCAGCAUUGUUGCCAGGGACUGGGUGGGUCACACCAUUGGUGUCAGACUUGGCUGCUAUCACAGCAGUUUGGUGGUAGUGAAGCUACGUCUAUAGCGCCGUUUAGCAGUACCAACACAACGUGUUGUGAGAAACCAGACACCUAGAUACCUGUGACAAUGGCAGCUACGGACAGCGAACCUAUUCUGAGUGGGCCCAGGGACGACUGGCCCCGCCUCGACGUGCAUCUGUCGACGCGCUUGGUUCGCAGUCUUGUUGGCAUGGGCGAUCGCAUAGUGCAGGUGUACCCAGAGGCUGGAGGUGGGGCCCAGGAGUUGAGCGCUCACAGGCUGCUGCAGCGCGCGGCCGCGGAGGAGUCGGUGCUGCGAGUCGGCGCCGGCGACAUGGUGGUGGCCUGCUGCAGCUGGAGCCCGCACCUCGCGCCGCUGAUGCUGGCAACAAUCGCGCGCGACGCCAUCUUCGUCCCUCUCAACCCGGACCAGCCCACAGAGGACCUGCGGCGGCUGCUGGUGCGGCUGUCCCCCGCGGCGGUGCUGUGCGAGCAGGCGGCGCUGGGGGCGGUGUCUGCGGCCAGCCCCGUGCAGCCGCAGCCGCUGGGCGCCGCCGCCCCCGUGCCGGCAGCAGACGUGCAGCGCUUCGUGACCCAGCAGCUGUCGCGGCCGCCGCCCAAGGGGGAGGACGCGCGCCGACCCGUCAUCGCGCUGCACAGCUCCGGCACCACGGGCGACCCCAAGACCAUCCUGCACUCCCAGGCCAGCUUUUCUGCAUUGCUCGACGUCAUCAGGAGGAAAGACUCAAACUACCGUGAGGGUGAUGUGUUCGUGAUAAACACGCCAUUCUUCUGGGUGACACAAGUAGUCGCCACGCUGAUGUCGAUGGAUUUCCCUGUCAAAGUGGUGGCGGUAAAAGGCAUGGACCCCGCAGCCUUUCGUGACGCAAUACAAAAGUACCAGGCAACGACCGUGCUGACCCCGCCGCACGUGUGGACGCGGUUGACGAAGAUGGAGGACUCGACCCACGAGCAGUUCCGGACGCUGCGCUUCCCGGUCAGUUCGGGCUCCACGCUGGACUCGAGCAAGGCGGCGCUGCUGCACGAACGGCUGGGCCUGCGCAUGGCUCAGUGGUACGGCACUUCAGAGGUGCUCCCCAUAGCCGGAAUCACCAAGGGCGAGGGGGGAGCGCUGCCGCCCACUGGGUCCGUGGGCCGCAUCAACGCCUACACGCAGGCCAGGGUAGUGGACGUGGAGACGGGCCGAACACUGGGACCUGGCCAGGAAGGCGAGCUGCACUUCCGUGGGCCCACAGCCUGCAACGCGGUGGGCCCGGACCAGUGGUUCAACACCGGGGACAUCGGACACUACGAGCCUGCCGGCUGGAUAUUCGUCGUGGACCGCGUCAAGGAGCUCAUCAAGUUCCAGGGCAUACACGUGUCUCCCUCAGAGAUCGAGUCUGUGCUGGUGUCGCACCCGGCCGUGGCGGACGCCGUGGUGCUGGGGAAGCCGCACCCCACAGACACGGAGCACCCCACCGGCUUCGUCGUCCUGCGGCCCGGCGCCUCGGUCACGCGACAGCAGCUCGUCGACCUGGUGGCUGACAAGUUGUCCAGCUACCCGUACAAGCACCUACGGGGCGGCGUCCACUUUGUGUCGUCCAUCCCUAGGACGGUGGUGGGCAAAGUGAAGAGGGCCAACCUCCUGCAGACUCUCACCGCACAAGCCGAGCAGACGGCGCAGUGACGGCAGCCCUCGUAUCAGCCAGUGAUCUGAGAGCACUCACAAGUAGUUACGGGCGAGUCAGGAGAGUUCCCUAGUAUUCUACUGUCGUAUCAAAGCAUUACUCAUGUUACAAAGUGAUUAACACACCUCUGGUUUCCUUAUUAAUAAAGUCGUAAUUGUCUA
Schistocerca serialis cubense is the source of this 1914-nucleotide messenger RNA. RefSeq names its product probable 4-coumarate--CoA ligase 1. NCBI's taxonomy places the organism in Eukaryota, Metazoa, Arthropoda, Insecta, Orthoptera, Acrididae. Gene Ontology annotation, molecular function: long-chain fatty acid-CoA ligase activity. The coding region runs from base 175 to 1752 and encodes 525 amino acids. The transcript is spliced from 9 exons. The record is from RefSeq and is a predicted model, not a curated record. Gene Ontology annotation, biological process: fatty-acyl-CoA biosynthetic process; long-chain fatty acid metabolic process.